Molecule: messenger RNA, 2615 nt
Organism: Phodopus roborovskii (desert hamster)
Lineage: Eukaryota; Metazoa; Chordata; Mammalia; Rodentia; Cricetidae
Gene: Taf8
Product: TATA-box binding protein associated factor 8
Exons: 9
Coding region: 57-980 (307 amino acids)
Biological process (GO): transcription initiation at RNA polymerase II promoter
Cellular component (GO): transcription factor TFIID complex
Molecular function (GO): protein heterodimerization activity
Source: RefSeq, a predicted model, not a curated record
CCAACAACUACAAGUCCCAUCGUACCCCGCGCUCACGCGCACUACGCGAGAGCAAGAUGGCCGACACGGCGGCCGGGCCUGGUGGCUCGGGAACGAGAUCAGGAAGUAAACAGUCUACUAACCCUGCUGAUAACUACCAUCUGGCCCGGAGGAGGACCCUACAAGUGGUUGUGAGCUCCUUGCUGACAGAGGCAGGAUUUGAGAGCGCUGAGAAAGCGUCUGUGGAAACAUUGACAGAGAUGCUGCAGAGCUACAUCUCAGAAAUCGGGAGAAGUGCCAAGUCUUACUGCGAGCACACAGCCAGGACCCAGCCCACACUGUCGGAUAUUGUGGUCACACUGGUUGAAAUGGGGUUCAAUGUGGACACUCUUCCUGCUUAUGCGAAACGGUCUCAGAGGAUGGUCAUCACUGCACCUCCAGUGACGAAUCAGCCAGUGACACCCAAGGCCCUCACUGCAGGGCAGAACCGACCCCAUCCACCACACAUCCCCAGCCAUUUUCCUGAGUUUCCAGACCCCCACACUUACAUCAAAACUCCGACAUACCGUGAACCAGUGUCUGACUACCAGGUCUUGCGAGAGAAGGCUGCAUCUCAGAGGCGAGAUGUGGAGCGAGCGCUUACCCGCUUCAUGGCCAAGACAGGCGAGACCCAGAGUCUUUUCAAGGAUGACGUCAGCACUUUCCCCUUGAUUGCUGCCAGACCUUUCACCAUCCCCUACCUCACAGCGUUGCUCCCUUCUGAGCUGGAGAUCCAGCAGAUGGAAGAGACAGACUCCUCAGAACAGGAUGAGCAGACAGACACAGAGAACAUCGCUCUUCAUAUCAGCACGGGUGACCCUGGAACUGAGAAGGAGAAUGCUUCUGUCCUGCAGCAGAACUCCUUGUCUGGCAGCCGCAAUGGGGAGGAGAGCAUCAUUGAUAACCCCUACCUGCGCCCUGUGAAGAAACCCAAGAUCCGCAGGAAGAAGUCCCUCUCUUGAGUUGAGAUGGAAAAUACCCUGGAAGGGAGAGGACGCCGCUUUCCUGGGAGCGUGAAAUCAGAGGGAAGAAGAAGGCGACAUCCUUCUGUCCUUGCCCAGGCUGCAUCAUUUUACUGUCAGCCUUCUCUGAAGACAGCCUGUUCUGUAAACAGGCCAGAGGGCUGCUGGCGACCUCAUUGAUUAAUCACUUGAUUCCUUUGAACCCUGGAGGCCAGGGAAAGUGGCAGGGAAGAAAAGGGUCCACUGCCCUGCGCCCGGCCAGGAAGACUGACUGCCAAGUGUAUGUUCCAGGCCACCUGGAUCCCCGUGUUGACCCACAAGAAUCAUGGCAUUACCAGCCCAGAACCUCAUCUCACUUCUCUGUGCACCUGGGCCCCAAGAUCCCUGCUGAGCGGAUGGAAAGUGGCGCUGUAGCCCUCUUCAUGUUAGAAACGGGUCCACAUUGCAGCGUUGGUCUGGGGCUGGCAGGAGCGAGGAGUACAGGUGUCAAUGAAGAUGACAGUGGCCAUCAGUGCCAGCAUUUAAUUAAAGCUGGCCACAGUGGGGGUCAUCCCCGAGCACCCUUCUGGGAGUGAUGGUGCCUGCGGUGUGGUAGACUUUUAUUUAGCACCGGGGGAGGGCUGAGCAGGGGGCAGUGGAACUUGUUUCGAGGGCCAGACUUAGCUGAGAGACAGCUGAUGGUGGAAAGCCACAGGCUGACAGGAUCCAAGAGCGAGUCCACCCGUCCACCUGCACCUCCCUGGGAAGAAGACGCCAUCCCUCUCUUUCCCCCUGAUCAUGAAACAUGCCUCAAGAAAGACUGCAGGUUGCUGUCUUGGGCUGGUUUUGAAAAGAGGCUGAAAAACCAAAUCCAAGGAAGAAUGGAGGGAAAUUGAAAUUGACAGGAAGUGGCUCAGUCCUUGCUUGGACUGGAGCACUGAGCCGUGAUUAAUGCUUCCUUCUGUGCUCCACCUUGGCUGCUGCUCCUCCUCCUCUUUUUUACUCUCACCAGACCCCACGUGUGAUAGCCCGGGCUACCCCAGAGCUCACUGUGUAUCCCACAUGCUGCGGUUACGGUGUGAGACAGCAACUUGGCAGGGGCGUUGCGCCUUCCUCGAUGUUCUCUGGAGUCUGGUUCCUUUGCCUGGAGGGAAAAGCCCUGUCUGGAAUUGCAAGGACAAGGAGUGGUGAGAAAGUGAGCUCUCUGGGCGCUGGACCAGACAGGAGUAUGUCCAUAGUAACUCAGCACUUCCAGGUCACAGCAAGAAGACCGAGGCCUCGGACUGUGAGAGCUUGUGAUGCACUUGGCGGCUCAUGGCCCCGUCAGCUGAAAGCCAGGGCUGAUAGGCACUACCACACCUUGCUCUCUGCACCUUCUAAUCACUGUUCUGCACCAGUAUCACCGUCUGGAACCAGCGCCUGUUGGGCACGACGUCAUGGGGGGGGGGCUCUUGCUGCCCUUGACCUCAGAACUACACACUGUGGUCUCAGAAGAGAGACCCUGGGACAUUGAUUGGCCUGAGUGGUGAUGUGUUGAGGCAUAUGAUUCUUAAUGUAUAUCUAUAUAUUUCUAUUUUUUAUAAGUUGGGAGAGUCUUCUUAGAGGGAAAAUAAAGUAUGAUUUAUGAAAAGCCUGUAAUAAAAUUUGUAAAAAAGA